Anopheles coustani is the source of this 3608-nucleotide messenger RNA. Its product is annotated as glucose-induced degradation protein 4 homolog. The transcript has 5 exons. Gene Ontology annotation, biological process: negative regulation of gluconeogenesis; proteasome-mediated ubiquitin-dependent protein catabolic process; protein targeting to vacuole. Gene Ontology annotation, cellular component: GID complex; extrinsic component of membrane. Bases 1153 to 1764 code for a protein of 203 amino acids. Lineage: Eukaryota; Metazoa; Arthropoda; Insecta; Diptera; Culicidae. The record is from RefSeq and is a predicted model, not a curated record.
ACAAUAAAGCCUACCAUCGCGCGGGAACCGCCGGAGAAGACGGAUAGGGAAAGUUUCUCGUGCUCCUCGAUAUCAACGACGUCCUCCUGUUUCUCCUCGGAGCCAUCGUGCCCAUCGGUGCCUCCACGUCCGGCCAUCCACACAUCGCAGCUAUCAACCUCAUCAACAUUAUCAACCACCAGCCGGUUCAGCGACUAUCAGUCCGCUGCCGUGGAUGUAGCCGUGCCGUAUCAGGCGCCAGACCAGCACCGGACCGCAGGAGACGGCCGUAUCAGCAUCGCGAGCAACGCGGUUUCACCAAUCUGCGGCGAGGCUAAAGGGCAGCAAGUCGAAGCGCGAGCGGCAGCCACGCAAAGCCACACAACGAUUGACGACGGUGGCGGUGGCUGCUGGGGCGGCGGCGGAGGCGGAGGAGGAGGCGGCAGCGGCGGCGGUAGUGGUGGAGACGGUGAAGGUGAAGGCGAAGGUUGCAGUCGCAUCAUCAUCGGUGGUGCAACGACCGCGAGCUGCGAGCAAACCGUUAUCGACGUGGGUGAUAGCAGCCAAGAACCAUCUGCUACUCCCACGCUUCCGGUUGCCGUGUCGCGCAAGGUCAGACGCAGCCGUAGCAAACGCACACCGGACACGGAUUCGCCGGGUGACGCUAGCGCACGGUCGGCGGAGCGCACGGUAAGCGCGGCUACGAACCAGUCAACAGCUGCUGCCGGUGAUCCCGGACCGGAGCUCGAGAGCACGGGCACGCCGGCGGACACUGCCCAGCGUGUAGCGGAGUUGCCAACACACGGUUCUACACUGAAGGGGAGCGAGGAAGGCGAAACGGUGCCACCAUCGUCGGCCUCCUCCUCCUCUUCUUCCGCUUCGUCGAACAUCGGCGAAGACGGAACGGAGCUUGCUGGAGCUAAGGGGGUGGCGACAACGAACGCCGACAACGACGAACACGACGCUGACACCAGCGACGGCCUAACCAGUGAGGCCAAGGACAAAGUCAACCGACCGGACACCGGGAGUGCCUCUGCGGACGAUAAAACGCCCUGCGGCGAGGAAUCGGUCACCGAGCGGUCACAUCAGCGAGCCGAGCAAACGAACGACGGGGAGGAGCGCGAGGGCACGCAACGGGACGAUACACCGCCAGUGCCGGAAAACACCGACACAAUGCCCGUACGCGUGGACAUCGUUCCCCCGCCACCAAACAACUCCAAACAGCUCGGCGUCACCAAGUCGCUGCUCUACAAUGGCUCCAAGUUUCGUGGCUUCCAAAAGUCCAAGGGCAACGCGUACGAGGUGGAGGUUGUCCUACAGCACGUCGACGAAGUCAACUCGUACCUCUGCGGAUACCUGAAGAUAACCGGCCUGACAUUCGAGUUUCCGACCCUCACCACCUUCUUCGAUGGGGAAAUCAUCUCGAAAAAGUAUCCCUUUCUGACGCGCAAAUGGGACGCGGACGAGGAUGUAGAUAGGAAGCAUUUUGGAAAGUUUGCUGCCUUCAGCGAGUACCAGAAAACGUUCAACUCGGACGAUUUCGACUAUGACGCGUUAGCGAAGAGUGAUUUUGUGUUUAUGCGCUGGAAGGAACACUUUUUGGUACCUGAUCAUAAGAUAAAAGACAUCAAUGGAGCGUCGUUCGCAGGGUUCUACUACAUCUGCUUCCAGAAGUCGCAGGCCGUUAUGGAAGGAUACUACUACCAUCGAUCGUCGGAAUGGUACCAAUCUUUAACGCUGCAACACGUGGCCGAGUCGUGUAUUCAGAUUUACGAAUUUAGAUAAUUUCAACACGGCAGAAUCUAAGCAACCUUAGUCCCGGCUUCACUCCCAGCCUCCGAGCGUCGCCGCGUCUCGCGUCCCAAGCGGAUGUUCACUAUCAGCACCAGAUGCGGUUCUUUAGCAAAACCUCGUUAAGGCUGGGAAUGUUGUUUACUUAAAUGGAUAAUUUUGCCCCACUCACUGGAACCACGUUCCAUUUUUUUCUUUCUCUCUCUCCUUCUUAUUUGACCACUAACGAACUUCUUAACGACGAGCACAACGAAUCGAGCCCAGUGCCCGACAAUAUUCAACAUCUUCUUCUAACCUCUCUCUGAUGCUUCAACUGACACACAAACAGUUGAAAUGCCCCACAACUGACCUUCAAAGUGUGAACACUUUUGAUUAUUAUUAUUAUUAAUUAUUUUACUUAUUUUUGUUGAACUUUUGAAAUAGCGUUAGGCUCCACCGGAAUUUGGGCCGCAGAGAUUCAAUCUAACAUUUAUUUACGGGGAAUAGUACUGUACGUGCGGUGGAUAGUAGUGAAUUUUUUUUUUUUAUAAAGUACCCUAAAGCAAAAACACGUUCUAGUUUCGGUUUUGUUUUACAAACGAAAACAUUUUUUCUGAAAAAUGAAACUGAUCUCCGAUUACUGAACCAUCUCUCUCCGCUUGCCUCUUGCCAGCAAAUCGAGUUGCGUCGGUUAAGCUUAACAACAGGGCGUUCACAAACAGCUGCAUUGGUUUUUUGGGUUGCUGCACCAAAUAGUAGAAAAGGCAAAAAAUGCCAAGGAAGGUUUCUUCGGUUUCGCUUUGAUGAUGGACGCUGGCAGUUCACGAACGGUGUUGAUGCUCUUGUGAGGAAUCGUCGAGUGUUAUGUCGAUUGCGAAGGAUGCGAUCAAUUGUAGGAUUUGGAUCAGGGUCGUGUGCUGCUGGUCGGGAUCGAGCAAGCUAGUUCUUAACAUUUGUCGAAAGCGGCAAUAAGUCUUAGAAAAUUUCUUACACGGUUUGAUUUAUUGCCACACAAAUCACAAAGCUGAACUGUUGCCAACCUUGCCCAACAUAUGUGUUUAGUUUCGACUGAGAUUUAAGCUUUCCUUUCCCUUAAGAGGCGGCUGGACACCUGUGGCCUUGGUAACCUUGAGCCAGACGACCGGACAAACCCCCCCGGAUCUUUCUCGACGCUAGUAAAAGAUAAGGAACGCUGCCAUCGACGCUAACGACGGGAGGUGGGCGUGCAUGAGUAGAACGACUAUUUUUAAAUCAGUAAUUUUGUGCCCCGUAUUGUUGAAAGAAAUGGUCAACACUCAUAAAUCUGAUUUUUGCACUCUUCACUUUGUGCAUCGCAGAUGCAAAUGAUACGUUCGGGUAAAGAGAAAGAAUUGUGUAUCUUGCAGGCACAAUAGAACGGAGCGAAUGCAGGCAAACGGAACUGAUGAGAUGUAGCAAAGAAGGAAGCUAUAGAGUAUGGGGGAUGCAAGCGGGCGAGGGGGAAACACCCCUACAUAGAGGCAAACAAAAUAAUAUUGAAGGAAGCUAAAACUGGCGAUAAACCAACAAAUUGUGCACAAUCGCUCGAUUUGUGUGCCGGACGCUGAUAUUGUGCGGGUACACUUGGGGAUAGGGAACAUAUAUUAUCGUAAAAAUUCAACAAAAAACAACACAAAAAAAACAAAAAGAAAGAAAAUAAACCUCUAAAUACACCCUAUAGUCUAAUAGAGUUAAAGGGAUAGUAAGAUUAUGGAAUAAAUUCUAAAAAACAAACGAAACUCAAACCCCUGUUUGCUGCAGUUUGGUUCGUUUGACUCACACUUUCACCCAGCGAUUGAUGACAUUCUGCACUAGAUUGCGAAAUGUAGUAAUUAAACCCA